ACCCUUCCUUUUGUGUUAUGCUAUAAAACUUGCUGAUCAUGGCCCCUGGUGAUCAUAGUUUUGCAUAUCAAUGCUGCCUCUGCAUCACUUGGAGCACCAUCAUUGUCAUUGUGGUGCAACUCUUCAUCAAAACAUGCACCAGCUUUUGCGCCAAGACUCGCCACCCACCAAGUCCUCUAGGCUUACCCAUUAUUGGUCACCUUCACCUUUUAAGUUCGGAUUUACCAAACUCCCUCAAAACACUUGCUAGCAGAUAUGGCCCUCUCAUGAAAAUACGUUUUGGAUCAACACCAAUUUAUGUUGUAUCCGAUGCCAUGACAGCCAAGGAGAUUUUGAAAAUCCAUGAUGUUGAUUUCGCCUCUAAGUAUACACUCGGUUUUGGUCUCUCCAAAUUUGACAUUUAUGAUGGAUAUACUUUCUUCAAUGCCCCGUAUGGCACAUAUUGGCGGUUUAUGAAGAGGCUAUGCAUGACCAAACUAUUCCGUGGCCCUCAGCUUGAUCGAUUCGUUCACAUCCGGGAGCAAGAGACAUUGAAGCUUUUGAAAUCACUGGUUGAUAAAUCAAGAGAAGGGAAGCCAUGCGAUUUAGGUGAAGAGCUAUCGGUCUUCUCGAGUAAUAUAAUUUGUAGGAUGGUAAUUGGCAAUAUAUGCGUGGAAGACCCUAAUUUACCUAUAGAAAUAAGGAAGCUGGUAGGAGAUAUAAUGGAGAAUGCAGCAAAGUUCAGUUUCAAUGAGGUUUUUGGUCCCUUAAACAGAUUUGACCUUUUAGGAAAAGGGAAAAGGCUUGUAUCAGCGACUAGGAAGUAUGACAACCUACUGGAGCAACUGAUGAAGAAAUAUGAAGACAAUUUUGAUAUGUUGAUCAACAGUGGUGACGAAGAACAGAAAGAUGUGAUGAUCAUCUUAAUGCAGGCAUAUAAAGACACAAAUUCUGAGUUGAAGAUAACACGGAUGCAUAUAAAAAAGUUCUUCCUAGAAAUAUUUUUUGCGGGCGUGGAAACUACUGCAACGGCCAUGCAAUCUGCCAUUACAGAGUUAAUAAACAAUCGCAAAGCAUUCAUGAAGCUGAGGGAGGAGAUUCACUCGGUUUUUGGUUCUAACUAUAGGCUACUCAAAGAAUCAGACAUCCCAAAGCUUCCUUUCUUACAGGCAGUUGUGAAGGAAACCCUCAGGUUAAACCCUAUAGCAACCUUGCGGGCAAGGCAAUGCGACGUCGAUACUACGAUCAAUGGCUAUGACAUUAAAGCUGGCACUAGAAUCCUCAUCAACGCCUAUGCCAUAAUGCGAGACUCAGAUUCUUGGGAGAAGCCACAUGACUUCUUUCCAGAGAGGUUCUUGGCCGAUUCGAUGGACACCAAUUUUGAUCAUCAUCCAACAAUGGACGUUAAGGGAGAUCAUGAUUUUCAUUUCCUUCCAUUCGGCAGUGGAAGGAGAGCAUGCAUUGCUGCUUCUCAUGGCUUGAUUGUCACGCACGCAAUGAUAGGAGCCCUAGUACAAUGCUUUGAUUGGGAAGUGAAAGAUGAUGCUAAGAUUGAUAACGAAUUGGCGACAGGUUAUUCAGGAUCAAGGGUGUUGCCUCUUGCGUGCUAUCCCAUCACACGUUUUGAUCCCACGAAUGCUUAAUGCUAGGUAUUGAAACUUUGUGAUUUUGCUUAUUUGUCUUUCGCAUGUUCGUUUGAUUUGUGGAAAAUCCUUAAACUUACUCCUCUAUUUAUAUCAAUUCGGUAUGUAAACUUUCUA
Populus euphratica (Euphrates poplar) is the source of this 1739-nucleotide messenger RNA. RefSeq names its product cytochrome P450 93A3-like. NCBI's taxonomy places the organism in Eukaryota, Viridiplantae, Streptophyta, Magnoliopsida, Malpighiales, Salicaceae. The transcript has 2 exons. Gene Ontology annotation, molecular function: heme binding; oxidoreductase activity, acting on paired donors, with incorporation or reduction of molecular oxygen, NAD(P)H as one donor, and incorporation of one atom of oxygen; iron ion binding. Gene Ontology annotation, cellular component: membrane. Bases 39 to 1622 code for a protein of 527 amino acids. The record is from RefSeq and is a predicted model, not a curated record.